Molecule: messenger RNA, 6599 nt
Organism: Tympanuchus pallidicinctus (lesser prairie-chicken)
Lineage: Eukaryota; Metazoa; Chordata; Aves; Galliformes; Phasianidae
Gene: LCA5
Product: lebercilin LCA5
Exons: 8
Coding region: 3372-5423 (683 amino acids)
Biological process (GO): intraciliary transport
Cellular component (GO): axoneme
Source: RefSeq, a predicted model, not a curated record
CAUAGUCUUUAAGGGUCCCUUCCAACGAAAACAAUUCUAUGAUUUUGUAUUCUGUGAAAAUAUUCUUGAGAGGGAGCAUCCAGUACAGAAGGGGAUAAAUUUUUACACGUUAUUUCACAAUACUAUUUUUCUGUUUUAAAUACCGCUGUGAAAGGCAUUCUUCCAAAAGGUUAUUGCCUACUCAGUGAGUACUUGUGGGGCUAUAAAAUUACUGACUGAUCAUCUUUAAGUUAGUAAGUGAAAGUGAAUGUUCUUGUUUUAUAUAUAUAAUUAGACAUCUAGAUAAUUGAAUCGCAGACACUUACAUUUUUCCCAAAAUGCAGUACCACUUGUUUUGGUUUAUAUAUGCUUUCUUCUCAAGAAAAAAAUAAUCAUGCACAGAGAUUCCUUUCUAUUCUCCAGUGUCCUAAUGGCAGACAAAAGUAAGGCAUACCUUGGCUAGGCACACACCAUUGAAGAUAGAUGCCCAACAGAGAAGUUACUACUGCUACAGAGGUUAGGUGUGCUGAUGUUAACAGCUGUGGAUGUGGUGCCUUUGGCACCAGGGUGCCCAGCUCAUCACUCCAGGGCAGACUGUGCUGCUUGACUUCCUACCAGAUUGUUUCGUUCAGCCUAUUGCUGUGAGCAAAAAAGGGAACAUGUGUUAGACCUAGAGCUGAGAACUGGUUGUUAAUCUAAUUAAAAUCUUAAUGGCCUAAUCAAAGGCUUAGUACUAGUCCAGUUAUUAACACAGUUCAGGUUGUGCACAGUUACAGUGAUAGAGGUACAAAACCUCUGACACCAGACUUUCUUCACCGACUGACUCUUCCCCUGGGACCUGAAGGGCUUUGUCUGGGCUGGGGGGGGGGAGGGGAGGUCAGCAUCCCACCUCUCUUGGAAGGAGGGAAAGUGUGCUGAUGGUUUUUCUUCCUUGUCAUGUGUCCACUUGGGAUUGCUUUUAUGCUUGUUAACACACUGCACACCUUAUUCUUUCCCCAGCACAUGAUGGCUCUGUCAUCACUGAAUUUAUACAUACGGUGCAUUUUACACAUGUUGAGAACUUGUCCUUUGUUCUGUGUCAUUACUUAUAGAACUGAUUUUACCCAUCUCCCGUGGCUGUAUCACCUGGUGAGCAAUAAUUAAUUGACCACUGGUUAGCUAUUAUAGUGCAGGGCCCCCCUGUUGCCCUGUGUACUUUAAGGCCCCUACAGUCAUCCUAUGCCUGUGAGCCUCCAUGCUCUAUUUUUCCAAGGCUCACAGACUGUUUGCUCUGCACACAAUAACUACUGCUUAUUGCUAUCUGUUGGUUAUAAAUCAAAUUGUAGGUGUUAGAGUACACAGCUGUACAAAGCUAAGCAAAAACUAGUUAGAUAAGUUCCGUGAUGGUUAGCUAAUUUUCUUGCAGCUAAACAAAUAAAGCUUCAGGCAUCCAAGAUGAGUCCAGACAUUGUCUGACAAGUCCUGUGGCCCCAUUCUGAUAGCUGAAAAUAAAGCCUGUGGCUUCUUGCAAACAGUGACAACGCCAUGUUUGCUAUAGGCUGCAUACACAAUUACAGUUUUUAUGUCGUUACAGUCAGGAUGUCUGAAGUAGUUUGAUGCCUGUUACAGCCCUGUAGAGCAUUAUCUUUGUAUUUUGUGUUAUUUUACUAUUCUAACAUUGGCAUAUAUCUUAUUUUCUAUCUUUAUCACCCGGGAUUCUAUCUUGUGGAGGCAGACAUAAAGCAGUCUUACCUGUGUAUCCUGUAAAGAACAGGAUGUUGCCAAAGCUGUGUCUGUGUUUCAGUUUGGAAUCAAGGGGUGAGGUAACAAAUUCUGUGAGACCAGGAUUGAGGAGCAGAGCUGCUUGGGAGUAUGGUUGUGUUCUCAUAAGUUCAAACGUCUUACGUGAUCUUAGUCUUACACUCAUUAAUGCUUGUGAAAUCUUUGUUACCUUCACAAAGGAGGAAAUACAAUUAUAGUUAGGUGUACACUUCUGAAAUAUCUUUGAUAGCUUCGCAGAUUCAAGGUAAAAGAAAAUAGUCAUUGCUGAUCAUUCACGUGUUCACUACAGCUGACUCCUUCCAGCACACGUUAAGGAAUCUCUAGGGCAAGUGAUCUCAAGCAUUGCUCAUCUUCUUUCUGUUUUCAUCAGAAUACUCUCUGACAUAAGUUUCAGGCAUCUGAUUUAUUUUGACCUCUUUAAAAAUACUUAGGUCUUCAAAGAGCAUUAUAUUAGGAAGUUACUCCCCAAGUAAAGAAAAACAGUCUCUUCCGAAUAAUUCAGUAAUAAUUCAGUAAUAAUUUCCCAGCAGCUUCUCAGUUUAGAAAUCUGUUGGAAUAUUUAUUUCUCUAAUUCCUGCCAUAUAGAUUAUGAGGGCAAAUCCAUCUUUGUCACUGGAGGCAGAGCUGUAUGUGCUAACAGUGUAGUGGGCUGGAAAGCUUGAAUUUGUGAUGAAAACUGUCUUGGCAGCUGAUGUUUCUGUUCUGCUUGGCUAUGCAGUUCUUCACAUAUAGAGGGGAACAGAAGGGAUAGUAAAGUGACAUAAUAUGGUGAAAAUUUUGCAGCUCAUUUACAGGUAUGUCAUAUGCCCUGCAGUGCAGAAGAGAUCUGAUUGAGAGCAGCUCAGUUUUUUUGUGUGUAGUUUACUUGAGCUCCUAUCUUGUUUCUAAAUGGUUAUGUCAUUCUACAGGCAGGAGUGCUGGGCUCUGGUGUGUGUACUGUUUAUUCGCCCAUUAGAGGCUUGAUAUCUUGAGUUUGGAAAGAUGGGAAAUAGGUGGAGAAAUAAACUUAACUGUGGGAAGAGAGGUGGAAGGUACAGGAGGCUGAGUUUAGUCAGUCCAAUACGUCAUGCACAGAUGAGAAGAUUCAGUUUUGAGUGAGAAAGGCAAGGAAAGCUUUCAAUGUAUUUCCUUCAAUGUUCUCAGUGUCUGAAAAAUGCAAAAGGUGAUUUUUACAUAGAGAUUAGACUUUUCAGUUUACAUCAAAAGGCAAUCUGCAGAAGCAGUCAUUCCCUUUUUACACCUGGUAAUGUUUACCAUAUACUAGGUGUAAAACAAGUAAUGCUUACCAUAUACCAGCAGGGUGGACUCUCUAUCAGUUACUUUAAAAAUAAACAUUAAAAGACUGUACAUGCAUUAACAUGUAAAGCAUGUGACACAAAUUUAUGUGCUUUUACCAGUUCUGGAAGCAUACAAGAGUACUUCCCAAGGCAAGGAGCACACUAACACAGAAAAAUGCAUUUGAAAUGAUAACUUCUCUUUGCUGAGCUGAACUACAAAGAUCUCAUGCUUUGGAGAUGAAGAUGAUAAACACAAAGAAUAAAUCCAGCUUCUGCUGCUGUGAAUAUUAAAAGGUCCUUUGUGUCAAAAUGAACAGUCUUUGAGAAGAAUCUGGAAGCUGCUAAAUCUAAAAGAUGGGAGAAAGGGUAAGGAGCCCAGAUUCUGAGCAAGACAGAAGAUCGGAUGAGGACAGAAAUAGUGACUCUUAUUAUUCAGAUGAAGAUAAUGCAUCCCAUUCAUCUGACCGGUCGCCUACUCUAAGCUAUCCAUCGACAAGCCAUGAAAAGCGUGAUCACAAAACAAGAGCUUCAGACAGUCUUGUGCACUACCAAGCCACAAAGAAGUUGGGUUCCAAAUAUGCACCGAGCAAAAGAGGGACACGGUGGGGUUUCCGUUCUCAAAGCCUCACUAGGGAUUCUCCUGCGAAAGAGAUAGAUCUUGUUACAAAGAGAGUCCUUUCUGCUAGGCUGCUGAAAAUCAAUGAGCUCCGAAAUGAACUGACCGAACUCCAUAUCAAACUAGAUGAGCUGCAGAAGGAAAACAGGGCACUGAAGAGGCUUCAGCACAGGCAGGAGAAAGCCUUGAAUAAGUUUGAAGAUACAGAGAAUGAAAUUUCUCAGCUCAUUGCUCAACACAACAAUGAGAUUAGAAUAUUAAGGGAGCGCCUACGAAAAUCUCAAGAGAGGGAACGUGCCACUGAGAGAAGGCUAAAAGAUUCAGAAGAUGAACUGUACCGAACAAAAACUGUCUUGCAGAAACUGAAAAAGCUGUCUGCAGAUAAGCACCUUGCUGAAAGAGAUGACCUGGCUAAGAAACUAGCCUAUGCAGAGAGCAGACUAGAGGAGAGUGAAAAAAGAAUUAAGGAUCUGGAGAAAAAUCUGGAACUAAGUGGUAGCAGUUUUCAGCGAGAAUUACAAUUGAAGAAAAAAAAGGUGCUUGAAGCUCAAGACAAAAAUAGAGCUCUUCAAGAAGAGCUUCUUCAACUGAAUCAGAAGCUGAAGGAAAAAGAAAGAGAACUUGAUGCCAAAAAUAUAUAUGCUAAUCGCAUGCUGAAGGUAUCACCGAGGAAAGGGAUGGAUGUUAUUCAAAGAAAGAAAGCCAGCAACCAAAAUAUCAAAAAAGGAGCACAGCUCACGAAAGGAGUGCAGACCAAUGGAUGCUUCUCAUCUGUAGAACUUCCUCCAGAAUCAGAAUUUGUCUGUGAUGAUGCAGUAGAUAAGAAAGAGAGGAUUCUUUCCAGAAUAGAAAAAGAGCCUCAAAACAAGGAAUGGAAAGAGCAAGCAGACCUGCUAAAACAAGAGCAAGACAGAGAAAAGGAAGAGAAACUGAAAUGUGUUCAGGAACUGCAGACUUCAGAGGAGAGGUUUCAAAAGCUACGUGAUGAAUGGGAAAAAGAAGAAUGUGACAAAAUGAAAAAAGAAAGCAGCUUUUUAUUGGAUAAAGAAGAUAAAGCAAAGAUGGAAACAGAAACACACAAGCCUGAAAUAGAGACAGAAAGUACUGAAAUGCUGGAAGAGCGGCGAAAAAGUGAAUUUCUGCUUGCCAAAAUGAAUGAAAUUGAUAGAGAAACUCAAAAUGUAAUGAACGUGAAACUUGCUUCUCAAACAGUGUUCAUAAACACAUUGAGAAAAUCUGAUUCCCCGGAGAAGAAAGAAAAAAAUGGUCAAUUCUUUGAAAUUCCAGGAAAGGUUACAAAUGGAUUUCCCCAAGAGGAGAGCCAGGAGGAUGCCAUAAGAGCACAAGGGCAGAAGCAGCGAAAUUUAAGGACUGUAGAUUUAAGUAAUGAGUUAACAUUUGGUAGUUAUGUACCUUCCUUUGGAAAAGUAUCAGGGAGACCAAGUUGGCUUAAUCAGAAAGUUGACUCUUUAGAAGAAGACAUGAAGGAAAAUGCAGAUUUCCAUAGUAAGAAAGAAAAGAAGUCCAAUUUAAUGGAACAGCUCUUUGGAAGUAGUGCCAGUGCCAUCCUCCUCCCUAAAAGUAAAGAUAUGACACCUUUUGACAUAGAUUGGGAAUCAAGCAAUACUCUUCUUGAUAAAAACAGUAAAAUCAAAGUAAAAGAAGACAACGAUCUUUUCAGUGAAGGAAGAAACCUAAACAGACACCGUCUGCAACACGCUGGAAGCAAGCCAGCUUUUAAAACCCUGGGUUCUUUAGAAGAUGAAAUUGAAGAAGUAGUCUUACAAUGAUCAUAUUUUAUAUUUUUCAUAUGUAAACACUGAAUAAAUAUUUUCACAUAAUAUUUAUUAGAUACAGAUUUGAGAUAUUUCAGAUGUAAAGCCUUAUGAAGGAGUAAUUUACUUAUAUGGAUGUAUUUGUAUAGAGGAAAGAUGUGCUCUGAUAGAACAGCCUAACAUACACACAGGAAAUUUGUUUUAAAAAGUAACAUCUAAAUACAGGCCUUGGAGAUCUGACAGUCACUAUUUUGGCAGUAAGACAGUGAAGUUGUCCUGAGGGACUUGCUGAUCGGUGAGAUAGCUACUAGCUUGCCACUUAAGUCAGAGAUGAUGCUCUUGGCCCUACCUGUGCUCCAGAUUAAUGAUCCCUGUUGCCACAUGGCACCAUCUGACUUGUGCUGCUGUGGCUCGGGUGCCAGAGGCUUGUCAGUGCAGUGCUUGUAGGGAUGCUGUAGGAAGGAAAGGUGUUACAAAGGCUUACACUCAUGCACACCCUUCACCUGCAUGCACUCAUAGACACUUAGUGCUCUCUUGCUGGCUUUUGCACACAGUCUUUCUCUUGCUAUCACUCUCUUGAUUAUUGAGAUUUAUGUGUCAUCUGUAAUAGAUCAGUAAAACCAUACUUCUCACAAAAGAGAAUUAUUUAUGACAGUUAGCUGGCUGGGAAAGCAACAGGCUUUUAAGUGGGAGUGCUGGCAUUCAGGGCAGCUAGGAGAUGUGCAUCUCUGGCUAGCCAGUGUAGGAAGUGUUUUGUUACCUGUAGGCUGUUCACCAUACACUGCUUUUAGUUUGGUUGAUUUCUUUUGAGCUUCAAUUUGCUUCCCCAGGCAUUCAUACAGCCUUUAAGCUGUAUCAGGAAAAGGUGUAUGUAACGUCAGUGUCAUGAAAUUGAUAGAAGAGUCUUAACUUGCACAAAGCCUCAGGUAGAAAGACAAUUCUCUACACUGUAAUUGUGUUAUCUCAGAAGAACCUCGGCAGAAAUACAACGAACUCAGGAGCAGCUGAUCUCUUUUCUGCAUAGCUUUUCUGGAGAUUUUAAUAACAAACUUGUCCAGGUUGUCCAAUAUUUUCAGGUUAUAUUUAUUAUAUAAUGCCAUUUUUUGUAACUUCUGAAUUUUCUACAUAAAAUUCCGAUCAUUAGUAAGUUGUUUUUUAACAAAAUGCUUUUAUUAAAAGAGUUGAGUAAAA